Messenger RNA from Suillus plorans, 183 nucleotides. RefSeq lists its product as uncharacterized. Gene Ontology annotation, cellular component: Golgi apparatus. NCBI's taxonomy places the organism in Eukaryota, Fungi, Basidiomycota, Agaricomycetes, Boletales, Suillaceae. The transcript has a single exon. The annotation marks the transcript as partial. Gene Ontology annotation, biological process: Golgi to vacuole transport; protein targeting to vacuole; Golgi to endosome transport. The record is from RefSeq and is a predicted model, not a curated record.
GUGGGUGAGUUACUCACCACCUACACCGAGAGCGAUACCUUCCUGUCUCGGGAUGGCGGUUUCACAUGGGAAGAAGUGCACAAGGACACGCACCUGUGGGAGUCCGGCGACUCAGGGUCUGUCAUCGUGAUCGUGAACGACGAGGAGCCGAUGGACCACGUCUUGUUUACCGCAGACGAAGGC